GUGAUGCUCGUUGCCGCUGCCUCCGCCGCUGCCACCUGAACGUCUGGUCCCGUCCCGCCGUGGUGGGCAUGGGGCUGGGCUCGAGCUCCGAGGUCCCCGACGGCGGCGCCGAGGGCUUCCACGUACACGGGGUUCAGGAAAACUCUCCAGCUCAACAAGGAGGACUGGAACCUUUCUUUGAUUUCAUCAUUGCCAUAGGACACACAAGGCUUAAUAAAGAAAACAAUAUGUUGAAAGAUCUGCUGAAGGCAAAUGCUGAAAAAGUAGUGAAGCUGGAGGUGUAUAAUAUCAAAACAAUGAAAAUAAGAGAGGUGGAGGUGAUCCCCAGUAACAUGUGGGGAGGACAAGGCCUUCUUGGAGCCAGUGUGAGGUUCUGCAGCUUCCAGGGAGCCAAUGAACAUGUGUGGCAUGUUUUGGAUGUUGAACCUGCAUCUCCUGCAGCUCUAGCUGGCCUCCAGCCGAACACUGACUACAUUGUUGGAUCUGAUCAGAUUCUUCAGGAGUCAGAGGAUUUCUUUUCACUGAUUGAAUCCCAUGAGGGGAAGCCACUGAAGCUGAUGGUUUAUAACACUGAAGCUGAUUCCAUUCGAGAGGUAGUUGUGACUCCCAAUGGAGCUUGGGGUGGAGAAGGAAGCUUAGGAUGUGGCAUUGGCUAUGGCUAUUUGCACAGAAUUCCAACACAGGCUGCAACAUCAAAGAAAAAGCCAGAAAGCAAACCACCUUCACCCUUACCGGAAGCUGGAACUCCUGUACCUUCAACUAAUGGCUACACUGAGACUCCAUUACUGGCACCUACUUCUCAGAGUGACAACUCAGGAGCAGUUAUGGACUUGCAUCAUUCCACAGAUCAAGAAAUGAGUGGUUAUUCACCAGAAAGCUCACUUUCCCCUCCUCCCCCUCUCCAGAGAGUUAUGGAUCCAGGAUUUCUAGAUAUGUCUGAUAUUUCACUUCCUGAACUCACUAACUUAACCAGUGUGCCCAACAUGUCUUCAGCUGCCUCCUCCACCAUGCCAGCAGCAGAUGCUUCAGUAGGCACUGAGAAGUUAAUGCUGAGCACUGACGUUUCUGCUUAUUUUGAAAAUGCCACAGCCUUGGACCCUGAAGAUGUCCCCAUGCAUUCUGAAGGCUCAGUUAAACAGCUGGAUGACCUCCUGCCUUCAGUUCCAUCUUUACCUUCUUUUGCUCUUCCUAAUGAAAUUUCUUCAAACCCAACACUUGGAACUGAUCCUGACAACCCAGAAUCAAAGCUGCUCUUAAACAGUAUUGAGAGCUCAUUAACCACAAGUCCAGGGAAUCCAGAUGCUGAAGCAGCAAGUGAACAGAAAGAAGCAGCAGCUGCACAAGAGCGUGAGUGAAAUGGAUGCUGCUUUUGUUUACAGACUGCCACGUGCUGCAAGACUACAGCCAGGAAUAGUUUUCUGACCUUGAAAGAAUUAACAGUUACUCUAUUUUGUUAGUGUAGACCACAUUAUAAAAGAAACACCAAUCUUGCUGUCAUGCCCAGUCAUUGUUUAAUGGAUUGGUCUAUGUUCAGACUUUGAAUGCUGUGCAAAAUCACCGAAUGAAUGGAGAAAUGAAAGCAGAAACAGGUUGGAGAUGGGCAAAACGUCAAGCUCCUGAAUUCACAGGUCUGUGAAUGCUCCUGAAUGUAUUUAUCAAGGCAACCUGCCUGAACAGUGACACUUAAUGAUGAUCUUCUCAGUGUGAUUGAUAGCACUGAAAAGAAAUGUAUGGUUUUGGCUUGCUUGAAAGCUUUAUAAUGGUACACCUCAAUUAGUUCCUGUGAUUUUUAAGGUAUUGCCUACCCUAAGCCAUCUUUAUUUCUACUGACUGCUCUGCAAACUGUUAUUCUUCUUGUUUUACAGUCCCUCCUCUGUCACUGUGAUUCAUGUGUCUUCUCUACAGCUACUUUUGCAGGAAGUAAAGUACCAUAUGGUUUGAAGCUGCAGCAUCUAGCUAAGGCAAAAUCAUGUUGGUGGGUCCUGUGAUUCACUUCAGCUCUUCAGUGGCUCGUGUGGUGGUUUCACAGCUAAAAAAAAUCCCCAAACAGUGGGGAUGGAAUGAUGGUCAUUUAAAACAAACUGAUUUCAGGCCUGUGUGUUUUCAGGGUGCUGAACCUUUUCAGUGGAGCUGAAGAAGUCUUGGUUUCUGUAGUGACAGAGAAAUAGCUUUUAAUCAGUUAUGCUUUUGUAUUUACCCAUUUCUGGUUUGAUACAAAUCAUUUUGAUUUUAAGGCUUAGUGAUGGAGCAGGUUAGUGCAACAACAUUACUGCUUCUUGGAGGAGUUUUUUUUGGUUGUGUUUGCAUUUGUUUUCAAAUAGUUCCUGAAUGUAAUGGGAAACAUGAAAUGAACAUGAAAGAAAUAUGGGUAUUUUUAUGCCUCUCAGGGCAGUGAUUUAUCAUGGAAUUUCAAAGCUACUGAUUUGGAAUAGCUUUACUAUAGCUGGUACAGUUGGUGUGGUGAGAAUUCUUCCUAAAUGAAGAGAGUGAGGUAGAAGGUUGU
Dryobates pubescens (Downy woodpecker) is the source of this 2503-nucleotide messenger RNA. It is a transcript of the gene GORASP1, whose product is annotated as golgi reassembly stacking protein 1. NCBI's taxonomy places the organism in Eukaryota, Metazoa, Chordata, Aves, Piciformes, Picidae. Gene Ontology annotation, cellular component: Golgi apparatus. Bases 69 to 1355 code for a protein of 428 amino acids. Gene Ontology annotation, molecular function: protein binding. The record is from RefSeq and is a predicted model, not a curated record. The transcript is spliced from 9 exons. Gene Ontology annotation, biological process: Golgi organization.